GAAACAUUCCAGUCAAGAGCGAGAAAGGAGCUUGUGGAGUCUCUUUCUGUCAAAGACCUUUCUUCCAAGGUUGCAGCUGAAGAUGUCAUCAGAACCAUGGUUGCAGAGCUGCAUGAUCCCUACUCAAAGUUCCUCUCCAGCAGCGAAUACCGAAGAGAGGCUGCUCCUCCUUCAGUGCUCUCUAACGUCAAUCGGCUGGUCGGUGUUGGCGUUCAGCUUUUCGAUCCCGUGGACGGGGAGGAGGACCUGGUGGUGGUCGCUCCUUCUCCUAACUCACCGGCUGAACGCGCUGGAAUUAAACCCCUCGAUCGGAUCCUGCAGAUCGACGGGCUAGACGUGGGAGGGGAAGCCGCCCUUACAGCAGGCGAGGCCAUGAGCCUCAUCCGAGGAUGGGAAGGAACAGACGUGAAGUUGCUCGUCAAGAGGGCAAGGGACCCUUCAGGGACCAUCAUGUUCGGGGAUGAUCGGCUGAAUGUUGCUCCUGCUCAAGCAGGAAUUUUGGAAACUGUUGCAUCAACUGGAGUCCCUCAAAAGAUUGGCUACAUUAGGAUAAAUUAUUUCAACCUUGAGGGCACAAAGUUCUUGUCAGAAGCUAUUCAGAAGAUGGAGGAUGAUGGUGUAGGCGGCUACAUCAUUGACGUGCGAAAUUGUUUGGGUGGAAUUUUCAAGGAAGCGCUCAUGACAGCAAGCAUGUUUCAGGGAGGAGAUGAUAACUCCGAUUCUGAAAAGGGAGAACCCGAUGCCAAUGAUGGACGGCCCUUGGCAAAACCUGUUCGGUCGGACAAACCGGUUCGGAUCCUAACUAACCGAGGAUCAGCUUCAUCCAGCGAAGUCUUGGCCUUGUCUCUUGUCGGCAACAACAGAGCAGCGAUUGUCGGUGAGAAAACAUUUGGCAAAGCGCUGAUUCAACACCCGUAUUUUCUUGCAGAUGGCUCCGUGUUGAAACUCACCGUCGCGGAGUAUCUGAGCCCAAAGAACCAACAUCUCGGCAGCGGCUUAUUGCCAAACACUCUC
Guillardia theta CCMP2712 is the source of this 1014-nucleotide messenger RNA. RefSeq lists its product as hypothetical. Lineage: Eukaryota; Cryptophyceae; Pyrenomonadales; Geminigeraceae. Gene Ontology annotation, biological process: proteolysis. Gene Ontology annotation, molecular function: protein binding; serine-type peptidase activity; endopeptidase activity. The transcript is spliced from 3 exons. The record is from RefSeq and is a predicted model, not a curated record. The annotation marks the transcript as partial.